Drosophila gunungcola (fruit fly) is the source of this 1861-nucleotide messenger RNA. RefSeq names its product serum response factor homolog A. Lineage: Eukaryota; Metazoa; Arthropoda; Insecta; Diptera; Drosophilidae. The transcript has 2 exons. The record is from RefSeq and is a predicted model, not a curated record. The coding region runs from base 742 to 1701 and encodes 319 amino acids.
GUUUUAAAACAAAGUACAUACAAAAUUACGAGUGUGUUUUAAUUUCAAGCUAUGUAUAAACAAGUUGCAUGUUUCAUUACAGAGUACAAGGUAAAAUGGGAACCAUUUCACCUAUUUCGAUUUCUUCAACUAAUUUAAGGUUUCAUGGCUAUACCAAUUCAUCUUCGAAAUCGAGAAGCUCGAGCUGUGGCACUUUGUGGGUCACUUUCGCAGGCUGUUGUGGGCCACCUUCGACCCAGCGGCUUCAAUUAGAAAUCAAUUUCAAUGGAUUUUCACUUUUUUUGAGCCCACUCCAGCAAAGGCCCAAGGCGCUGCUGAAACUCAGAGAUCAGAAAUCAGAAAUCAGAAAUCAGAAACCAGUAACCAGUAACCAUAAACCAUAAGCCAGAAGAAAUGGCGUUCCGCUUGGUUGAAAAAAGCAAUGGGAUGACCGGCAGAACCCGGUUGAAUACACAAUAUAGCUGGCAGCGAUUUGCGAUUUGCGACUUGCGAUCAAUUGAAUUUCAAUUGUGUGUACACACCAUUUUACCGUUUGCCGUUUGGGGCACUCUACGAUCAUUUGCAUUCCAUUGGCCAGUAUAAAAGCCCCUGAGCCGGGCCAUUAAAAUAUCAGAGCCUGAUUGUCCAGCCAACGGCGAGCAGCAGCAGCAGCAGCAGCAGCAGAAGUCACCGAGAUUUUGGUCCACCCCGAAAAGUUCUCUUCGCCGAGUAGUUUCCCGACAAAGCCAAACCGAAAAGAAGAUGAAGUUGCCAGCAGUAGUGAUCCUUUUGGCCCUCGGCCUCCUGGCCGUGCAGGCGGCUCCCGAGAAGAAGCUGACCCAGAAGACGCACCAGGUCGAGGAGAAGGAGGUGGCCAGCGGGGCAGCAGGAGCUGCCGGCGCCAAGGAUCCCUCCAGCGGCAGGCUCUUCCUGAAGAAGUUCCUCACCUUCAAGAAUCUGUUUAGCAGCAGCAACCAGCCGGUGAUUCCCAUCAUCAUCACGGGUGCGGGCACGGGCACGGGCACGACCACGAACACGGGCACGGGCACCUCGCCCACGGUGACGGUGACCUCGACGGGCACGAUUCCCUCGGCCACGGGCACCAUCACCACCUCCCCCACAACGAGCCCAACGCCCGUAAGGGCCUUCGGGCCAACGAUUGUGAAGGGAGCCCGCUACGGUAGCGACGACCAGGACGAGGACCAGGACCAGGACGGCGAGAAGGAGCAGGACCUCGACCAGGAGCAGGAACAGGAGCAGGAGGCGCAGCUGCCCGCCCAGGCCUAUCCCGCCGAGCUGAUGGACGAACAGGCGCUGCAGGCCGCCCUCGCAGCCGGCGCCCAGGAGUACGAGGUGGUCACCGAGCAGGAGGUCCAGGGCACCGCCGGAUCCGCCAGCUUGGCCGGCACCGAGAGCAAGGCCACCCAGAGCAACCACAUCAGCCUGCGGCGCAAGGGCGCCCGCCGUGGCCAGGUGAUCAGCGUGCGCAUCCCGCCCCGCUACAGGCGCUACUUCAAGAACGGCCAGAAGGUGAUGCUCAACACGGGCAGUCGGCCCGCCACCAAGCGCCGCGUCGUCCGCAAACGCGUGCCGGCCAAGAAGAUCAACAGGAACAACAACCGCAACGGCAACAUCAACAGGCGUCGCAACGGCAACAACAACAAGAAGAAUCGCCGCAACAACCGCAACAAGAACCGUCGCAAUCGCAUCACCGCCGUGUAAAGGGGUUCCUGGAUCGGGAGCGCAGGAUCACUCGGUCGAUCCGCCACCCACACCCCCACCCCCACCCCCACUAGCCGACAUGAACAAUUUUUUUUUUUUCUAAUUUAUUGUAGCCUUACUUCGAGACUGCCACACUUCCUGCGGCGGGACAUAUGACAUU